Molecule: messenger RNA, 1941 nt
Organism: Cornus florida
Lineage: Eukaryota; Viridiplantae; Streptophyta; Magnoliopsida; Cornales; Cornaceae
Product: probable LRR receptor-like serine/threonine-protein kinase At4g36180
Exons: 3
Coding region: 1-1941 (646 amino acids)
Molecular function (GO): protein binding
Source: RefSeq, a predicted model, not a curated record
AUGGAUUGUUGCGAGUGGGGUGGUGUAACUUGCGACCAUACGGGUCGUGUUGUAGGACUAGACUUGAGCAAUGAAUCAAUCUCUGGAGGAAUCCAUAAUUCAAGUAGUCUUUUCAGUCUCAAGUAUCUUCAAAGUCUGAAUCUUGCUAAGAACUUCUUCAGCUCUUCGGAGAUUUCAUCAGGAUUUGAAAAGAUAACUAGAUUGACAUAUCUGAAUUUGUCAUCGACCAACUUGAUGGGGCGAUUUCCUAUUGGAAUUUCGCACUUGACAAGGUUGGUCUCAUUGGAUUUAUCUCGGAACAGAUUUCUAGAACUUGGCAACUCAAAUCUAAAAUUGCUUGUUCAGAAUCUCACGAAGAUCACAGAACUCCGACUUGAUGGUGUAAAUAUAUCAUCCAUGGGAGAGGAAUGGUGCCAAGCCAUAUCUUCUUCACUACCUAAUCUUCAAGUCUUGAGCUUGUCUCGCUGUCAUCUCUCAGGUCCUCUUUGUUCUUCUCUUGAGAAUCUCCGGUCCCUUUCAGUGAUCAAUUUGAGUGGGAACAAUUUGUCUGCCCAGUUCCAAAUUUCUUUGCAAACUUCAGACAGAAUUAUCUCAUGGAUUCUAAUUUGCAAGGAACAUUUCCGGAAAACAUCUUCCACGUACCAACUCUACGUACACUUGCUAUUCACUGGACCGAUCCCAAGUUCAUUUGCAAACCUUACUCAACUUGUUCUUUUGGAUUUGGCUUACAACAUGUUUACUGGUCCAAUUCCAUCAUUUUCGAAGAAUAUCUCCAUCAUAUACUUGGACCAUAAUUCACUCAGUGGAACCAUUCCAUCACUUCUUUUGAAUAUUCCAUCGCUGACACAAAUUGAUCUUUCAUUUAACAAAUUUGAUGGUCAAGUUGACGAAAUUUCUAACGCUUCCUCCUCUCUACUAGAGAUCCUCAAUUUGAGAAAUAACAAUUUACAAGGGUCGUUCCCAUGUCUUUCUUUGAGCUCUGAAGGCUUACUGAACUUGCUGAAGAGUUUUCCUGAUCUGAAGAACCAAUCACUGUUAAUUGAGUUGGACCUUUCCGACAACCAACUUGAAGGGGAAAUUCCAAACUGGAUUUGGGAAGUUUCGAAUGGUGGGCUACUUGUUAGGAAUAUAGGGCUCGCUUACUUGAAUUUCUCUCACAGUCUCUUUUCUGGUUUGCAAGAGCCCUAUGUUUCUCACACUUACCUCGCUUUCUUUGACAUACACUCUAAUCAGUUUCAUGGGGAAGUCCCAAUACCUGGAGUGUUAGCUGAAUUCAUGGACUUCUCAAGCAAUAGUUUCAGCACUUCUAUCCCUAAUAUGAUUGGUAGUUUCCUCGCCAAUGCUUAUUUCUUGUCUCUUUCAAAUAAUAGCAUCAUUGGAAACAUUCCUCAGUCAAUAUGCAAUAUGAGAUUAAUUGAAGUUCUAGAUUUGUUUGAAAAUCAUUUGAAUGGCAUGAUACCAUCAUGUUUGAUCAAAAGUGGUAGAUUUCCAUGCUUUUUGGAAAACAUAUCUAGUCUACAUGUUUUAGUUUUGCACUCUAAUAGGUUCCAAGGAGACAUUAACUGCCAAGGGAAAAAUAAUGAAAGCUGGUGGAAUCUUCAGAUCAUUGACCUAGCUUUCAACAAUUUUGGCGGCGAUCUACCUUCAAGGUAUUUCUCAAAUUGGAAGGCAAUGAUGAUUGACAAUGAUAAUGUUCAACCAAAGUUAAAUAAUCUGGGGCAUGCAUUCAGAUAUGAUUCUGGGUAUGAUUCUAGGUAUUAUUCAAGUCGAGUGAAUGUCAUCUACAAAGGAAAUGAGGUGGAGUGGGUGAAAAUUUUAACCAUCUUUACAUGCAUUGAUUUUUCAAGCAAUAUAUUUGAUGGGAAAAUACCAGAUACUGUUGGAAAUCUCAAAUCACUUGUUCUUCUCAACUUUUCAAUGGCUCAAUUCCAGCAUCAUUAG